Messenger RNA from Durusdinium trenchii, 240 nucleotides. The record is from the annotation of a GenBank genome assembly. Lineage: Eukaryota; Dinophyceae; Suessiales; Symbiodiniaceae.
AUGUCUGCAGCCAACACUGUGGUCGAAAACGGUGGCCGGGUUGUGCUGCUGGAUAAGUCUUCCUUCUGCGGUGGAAACAGUACGAAAGCAACCUCUGGCAUCAAUGGUGCAGGCACAAAGACUCAGAAGGCCAAGGGCAUCCCAGACAAUGCGGACAUAUUUACACAGGACACGCUCAAAGGCGGCGCCAAGAAGCCUGAGCUGGCCAAACUCUUGUGUGUCAACAGUGCGGAUGAUGUU